Messenger RNA from Pocillopora meandrina, 12019 nucleotides. The record is from the annotation of a GenBank genome assembly. Lineage: Eukaryota; Metazoa; Cnidaria; Anthozoa; Scleractinia; Pocilloporidae.
GCGCCAUAUUGAAUUUGUACAAUCCUGUGCUGUGCGAUCAGGGUUGGUUGCACGGCCCAGUGCACCAGGAGAAAGGACAGGGCGCAAUGGACGCUCCAGAGGUUAUCGAUUCAUUAGAAGAUCUAAGAUUGACAGGGAGAGAUGGCUACGUAUGUUGUUCAAUUUGCCACAAUUGAUAAGAAAUCGGUUAGUUGUUGUGACCCACGUGUUUCUAGUUUUGACAACUGUUUGUGUUCUUACAGGUUCCCAAUCGUUAUACGGUGCCCUUAACACAAGGUAUAGAUAUCAACGACCUGAUUAGAGGAGACGGUAGCAUGUUUGAGACAGAUCUCAAUGACAUGGGUAAGGACAAUUUGUGAGACCAACCAUCCAUCUAGUCUGGCCAAUUCUAUUUUGCGAAAACCAGGCGAGAUAUAACGAAACUAAAGGACUUAUGCAGAUAUAUUUUCUAAUAAGGUAAAGAUAACUUUCGUCAAUUGAUAAGAAGAUUUUUAUUCAUUUCUCAGAGUAGUGAUUUCAGAAGAGUUAUUAUUUUAAGAAAUCUACUAUUUUCACCUUGCGGUGACAACGUGACCUCUUUCAUGUCACAAAAAUACAUUAGUAUAUUGUUACGGUAUAAUCUAACCGAAAGAAAAACACUACAAUCCUACAAACUCAACUGCUUUAUUUGAACAGCGAGUAAUGUUCUUAACAAGGAGCAUCUCCUGAAAGCAGCACAAUAGUUAUUGUUAAUAAACUUAAUUAAGCCUACCACAGUCUGUAUAUCCCCAGCUCACCACUGACACAAUCUCACUGCUGUCUCCAAAGUUCCUUGAAAUGAGCAAUCUUCCACAGUAACUCUCUCUCUCGGUAUAGCUUUCAAAACAGUCGUUGCUCCAACAACAACAACUACUCCUACUACUACACAAGUGAGUCAUCAUUGCAUUCCAGGAAGGAGAACACAUACUAGUUGUGUUGUUUUCGUGGAAAUCACUCUUGAGGGUUUUAUGGACCAUUCCCAAGGGGAUUGAUCGUGAUGCCAAGUGAUUUCAGGUGUUGGGCGCCAUUUUGGACUGGCUGGCUAGCUGGCUGGCUAUGUGGCACCAAUAGCCUUGAUGUCAUGUGCAAAUGUUUUCUUGACCGCCUUGAGCUGAAGACACUGAAUUUUUUUCUGUGCAAUCAGUACAAUAAAAAAACUUUUACUAGAAAGAAGGGGAAUUCACAAUUCUCUCAUGAAUCUGAUUGUUUCCUCUCUUUUUUCAAGCUGCUUUUGAGGAUGAAGAGGAAUCACAAUAUUUUGAUUCUGAGGAUGUUUUCCAACAGCUCAACUAUGAAGCUAAUGAUUUUGGAGAUGAUUCUGGCUCAGACAGAGAUGAUGAUUUGGUAAGUUUCUUGGACUUCUAUGCACUGGGAUGUAGGCUGCAUUGUCCUGUAAAGGAGGGGGAGAGGAUGAGAAACAGGAUCAGCAUCUUACUGUAGUUGCUUAUACGGUUGAUUGCAUUUACCCUUCCAUGCAAGUGAUAAAACAUGUUCUGUUGGCCUACCAAACUUCAAUGUCUACAACCAACCAGUAGAAUGUAAACUAACAUAUUAUUACGAGAAGUGUGAUUUGAGUGUUCUGUAAUAUUGUUUUCCUUGUUGCUUUUGAGAUCUAUCAUUUGAUUUUGUAAUUCAGUAGAGAGUGGUACACCAACCCUUCAAAUUUCUGCCUUGUUUGUCUACAGCAAAUACCAUUGCUAACCACCAUCACUAAGUGCAAAUACCUUCUAAAGAGGGCAGGCAAUGCAAAACCUUCGCCCAAAUGGGCCAAACAUUCAGUUUACAGAGAGAGACAUGGACAAAUUUUAAAAAGAAUAAGGGGGGAGGGGAGGGUCACAACAUCAUACUCUAAUCACAAUUUUCACCCAUAGUCUAAUUUUUUAGAUGGCAGCCAAAGUCACAAAACUGUAUCUUUAAGCUGAAUCAAUCUGUUGACAAUUUGUACAUCUGAAACAACAAACAGGUGGAAAGAUACCGUAAUAAAGUAAAGCUCAUUUUCAUAAUGUGUUCAUGUGUCAGACACCUUUUCAACGCCUUGCACGUGGUAUGGAAGAUCUCACAGGAGAUGAAGGAGUUCUUAAACGAAUUCUAAGAAAGGGAACAGGGCCUGUUGUACCUGAAGGGGCUACUGUGAGAUGUAUGUACAUUACAUUUGUUACAAGGCUAGUAUAGUACUGUUCGUAAUUAAGUUACCUGUCCAGUGUCCAGAGAAUUGACUGGCAAACUGUUGUUGUAACUGCAGUGUUCGUUUGGAGAACUUUAAGUUGGCUGUUUACAAGAGCCCAGGACAUCCGAGUCUUUCUCAUAACUUUGGCUUAAAAGUUAAAUUUUUUUUGUAAACAUUGCCUCCUGAGAAGUAAGUAAAACGUCUACUACUAAUUUUGUUAUAUCUGGACAUUUUUGUUUUGCUUGCUUGUAGAUCAUUAUAAUGGCUAUUUGGAGUUUAAUGAUGAGCCUUUUGAUUCCUCAAGGUUGAGAAAUAAACCAAUGAAAUUAACAAUUAGGUUCCAUUUUGGUGUCUGUCAAUGAUAUAGAUGAAAUUAAAAAUUAGGUUCCAGUUUAAGCUUUGAACUAUUUUAAAAUGUGCAAAGAGGGUGUAUUUUGGAUGAAAUAGAUCAACAAAGAUGAAAUGAUGCAUUAAAUAACCAAAAAGACUGAAUAUUCUAGACAGGGCUCCCUGAGGCUAAUCUUGCAUAUAGAGGGUCAUCAUGUUAAUAAUCAAAGAAAAGUUGGAUUUAUUUUCAUACUUUUUCUCCCUUUGUUCCACAUACACUAACAUAUUUAGUAAUCAAAGGAGCUAGUGUGAAAUCAUUUUGACCUGGAAUCGUUGUUAACUUUAACAUGUACACUAAAAUUUAGCUUUAACUCUUAUGGUUUCAGAGGAAAACAUUCUAGGUCUCUAUCUUGGUUUACGGACCAUGAGGAAAGGAGAAAAGUCUAAGUUUCUUGUGACUCCAGAAUAUGGCUAUUUAGAGAUGGGUUGUACUCCUCGUAUACCUGCAUCAGCAAAAGGUUUGUGUUCAUGAUUAUGUUGCUGUGAUUAAAAAGAAAAUACAGUCCCCUAACCUACUCUUCCAGAGUCAUAUUUUUGGGACACUAGCAGCCUCAUUAGCCUCUCUCAACGUUGUUCUCCCAAAUACUGCAAACAAACUGCCUGUUGUGAACUUAGGAAAGAAGAUAGGGGCAGUAGAACAGGGGAUAAUGGUUUACCAAAGAAGCCAGACAGUAAUAUCUCAGAGUUCAACUACUGCUUCAGUUUGUUAUUGUUAUUGUUGUUGACAGUUGAUGAUGGCAUCAGAUCAACUUUAAAGGUUCAUCCAUAUUUUACCUUAUGUUAUUUAAUUUCUCUACUAACAGUACUUUUUGAAGUGGAGUUACUGAACUUCAUUGACCACAAAGCUGCUGAUGAUUUUGACGCAUUUACUGAGGUCAGUAGAUAUAAUAACAACAACAACAACAAUAAUAAUAAUAAUAAUAAUAAAUAUGGUAAUAAUAAGAAUAUUUAUUAACUUAUUUAGCGCAGAUAUCAAUUGGAGUAUGUUAGAUGUGUAACUUAUUUGGCAUUCUCCGCAUGAUUCUUUUCACACAUCAGAAAUACAACUGACUUUUUUAAAAGUUUGGGCCAAACCAGCUCUUUGACGAAUGAUAAACUUGGGAGUUGGAGCCUGGAAGCAGGGAGGGCCUGGAGUACGGGAGGCAGUGUUGCUUGAUGAUCUGCCAAAAUAAGCCAAGCAGAGCUAAAUUAUGAAAUCUCUUGAAUAAUCCUCUGAAGUAUCAGGGAAACUCUGCACACUGCCUGCCAACUUGCAUAGGGUGCAAUUGCUGGCCAACCAACCAUGUCUUGAUUACAUUUACUUUAAAGAUAUUAGGUUAAGUAUAUACUCAUGCGUAUUGAUCUACCCAGCCAGAGCUUAUCCCGGUUUCCAAGUAGCAUUCACCCUUUAACUCCCGUGUGUGACCAGGACAUAAUUUCUCCUCACAAUAUCAAUACAAUAUCAACCAGAUAAGUGAUGAGAAUGAUGAAAAAUAUCAAUUUGGGGAUAAUUAGUUGAUCCAAUGCUAAAUUUUAUUAUCUAACAAGAUAAGAAUUGUAUGGUUGCCAGUGAGGAGAAUGACAAAUUUGAUCUGGGAGGUAAAGGGUUAAAGGUGUUAAGUAUAUAAUUGUGUGUAUUGGUCCACCCGGCCAGAGCUUAACCCUUUAUACCCCAACAUCAGUAUUCAUAUUCUCCAUACUGUUCUCUGUACAUUUACUAAAGUGCUGACAAGGAGAAUUUGUCUAACAAUCAAGAGCUUCUUUUAUUGGUGAUCAUUUCCUUUAUUCUCAUGACUUUCAUGUGUGAUUCAGUGGUGAUAUUGUAAAGAGAAAUUAGAUGCUGGUCACUUUUAGGAGUUUAAGGGUAAAACUUUGAAAAAAAGCAAAACUCUUUGAGGUAGUAGUGCAACUCAAUGGUAUUUUUUCGUGCUCACCCAAUGGGAAACAACUCUUAAUUGAAUACAGUGCUCAGGGUCUUCCAUCUGAUGUAACCCAAGUGUACUAUCUUGAGUGGAGAGUUAAUAUCCAUAAGAGAAAAGUUAAUGGCUCUCAGCCAGAAGUUUGACAGCAUCACAGACUGUAUGGGAAUGGUGUGGUUAAAUUUUAUGGUGGAAAAUAAAGGCAGAAAUAUUCUCUGCUUACAGGAAGAGAGGAAGCAAGCAUCAUUUGAACAACUUCUUAAAGUGGCUAACUCAGAAAGAGAGGUACACAAGGCGGUGUUAAAUUUUGUUCAUUCAUUUACAUUCAUGUAAAACUCUUUAAUAUUUUAAAGCUGAGGUUUCGAGCAUUGGCCCUCCAUCAGAGUGAAGAUUCUUACGUGGAAUCUUUAGAAGAAUUCACUUAAGAUUUGCUCUGACAAAGGGCUAACACUCAAGACUUCAACUUUGAAACUCUUUAUAGUAGCCAAUUUACGUUAUCAACUCAGUUGAUUAUACUAAAUUACCCUGUUACACUCUCCCACUGAUGCAGCACCACAGUUGCCCCCUUUUUUCUCUAGUAUUUUGUUAUUUUGAUAACUGAUCAAUAUCAUGCCCUUAAAUAUACUUGCCCUUGGAAGUGUAAAUGUCUUGCUCCAUUUCUGAAAUGUUUGCAUCACAAGGCAAAUGGUAAUACAGUUGAACCCCACUAAUUUGAAAAAGAUCAGAUUUCCCUUAGAUUUGACACUAUUUUUCCAGUCGUUUACUAUCAGCUAAUUUGAACUCAUUCAACUCACACUUCACUUUAACUCAAACUAAUUUAACUUUCCCAAGGCUAAAAUUUAAUCUGAUGACUGGAACUCCGUAAAAACUUUGGUGAUUAAAGCAAAAGUGUCAGAAUGUAGCUGAUUGACACUUCCCAGUUUUAAGUUGUGAUUGAAUAAUACAUUCAGCUAAACUUCCCAAAGAUAAUGUUCUUAAUAUCAAAAAAGCCCUUGUUAAAAAACUAAAUGCAACAAAGUGAUUCUUGAUCAAGUGAGAGUGGGAAAAACAUUCCUUAUUAAUUAUUAACAGGAUCAUUGAAAUUUAACACCAAUCCCAAAAACUCAAACUCCUGCUAACUUGAACCAAAUUUCAUUUCCCUUGAAAGUUUGAGUUAGUGGUGUUCUACUGUACCUCAUGUCUAAUUUAUUCACCUGGAUGAAUAACCACAAGUUUUUUUUGUAAUGAUUUGUGUUUUUUUUUCUUCAAAGCAUUCUGUGAUUUGCUCUUUUACAUUUCAUGUUAUUCAUUUUUUCUAGGCUGGAAAUGACUUUUAUAAACGAAAGCAAGUUCAUCGUGCUGUGGGCAAGUAUUUAAAGGUAUGAAACACAUGAGCUCUAAUUUUAAUCAUUUUCACUAUAAAUAAAUGAAAUUAAAUAUAAAAAGAUUAAGCAAAGGUGUAGAUGUUAAAAGAUAUAUUUUUGGGUGAAGAGCUGUAAUUUACCCCUUAAAUGUGGGAUAUAAUGAAAUCAUAGAAAAUUUUUGAAGCAAAUGAAAAACCUUAAACCUCAAUCUAUACCCUUUGCAUAUUCUCCAUACUGUUCUCUUUACAUUUCCUAAGGUGCUGACAAGGAGAAUUUGUUUAACAAUCAAGAGCUUCUUUAGUUGGUGGUCAUCUCCUUUAUUCUUGUGGCUUUAAUGUGUGGUUUGGGGUGAUAUUGUACAGAGAAAUUAUAGAUGCUAGUCUCGCCUAGGGGUGAAACAGUUAAAUCAAGCUUUGGCAGAGAGGAGAUCUUGAAAUGAAAUUCAGAUGGCAUUUUAAGAACAAUUAAGGGAGGAGGUGGUCAUUGGGUACUUUUAACCAUAAAUCUUGUGAUGACAAAAUUCAUUCAGUUCAUUACCAUGUUCAAGAAAUAUAAUUCUAUAUUUUGAAUACCUGGACUCUUUCUUGCCUGUAAUUUUUCUUUUUUUGAUCCGAAGGUUUCUCAGUCUGUUUGAAUCAAGUCUGGGUGAUUUCUGUGCAUUCUUCUAUAUUAACUAAUAUUUCUAAUGAAAUUUUGUAACUAUAGGCAAUCAAAUUACUGGAAAACUGCCAUUUACAAAAUGCUGAUCAAGAGAGAUGGAUGAAUGAAGUUUUGCUAAAACUUUAUCUCAAUGCUGCUCACUGUUUUCUAGAGUUGGCAGAAGUAAAGAAAGUUCUGACCUAUGCAAGAAAGGUACUGGUAAACGCAUUAUGCUUUUGUCAAAAGAUUUGAAGAAAAACUUAUGCCCAUCUAAUAUACCUUUAUAAUGGGUGACUAAAUGGUUUAAGGCAAAGCAUCCCCUUAAGGGUUUGAAAAAUUAUAGAGCUGUUGUUGGUGAUGUCUUAUUGUUGCUUGUUUUCAUGACUGAGGCUAAUUUUUAGCUUUCUCUGUGACUGAAGAAAGACUUUUUAUAAGGAGAAUUUUUUUUUUCUGUCAAAAGUUGAAUAAGCAUUCCCUUGAGCUGAUUGUUCUUUCAGGUCAUCACAGCAGUUGAUGCUCUUGAAAUAUAUUUUAAAAUUGUCUUUGAUUGUUAGGUAUAUAGCUAGUACCUAAUAAAAAGAACAUUCUGUGUCCACUUGUGGAUACAAAUUCAUUUCCUUGUGGUAAAAAAAUCCUUAUCUAUUACUAACCUUGUAACCAUCAAAAUAAUGUUUUUGUUCUUCCAGGCUUUAGGUAUUGACCCAAAGAAUGUGAAGGCUCUCUAUAGAAUGGGCAAGGUAAUUUGAACUUUUAAAAAUUCUUGCACUCUGCAGGUUUAUGGACUGUUUGAGGGAUGUAAACAAAUGGAUGAGUAAUGUAACAUUUAUUAGUUCACUGAUCAGCUAACCUCCAUUUAAGUAGUGGUAAGCAAAACGCUUUUACAGCCUCUUGUAUCUUGCACACACAAAACAAAUCUCUCUCAUUUGCCAAAGGAACAAUGCACAGUUUUGUAGUGUGCCUUAAGUUGCAAAAUUGUACAUUCUUUCCAUAUGAAUGGUAAGUGAGGGGAUGCAACUACUUCAGAUAAAAUGUACAGACUUAGUUUACAUUAUUAAUAGUGAAAUCUGUCAUAUGCCCCCUACAUAAUUGUUUACAAUACAUGUAUCUUGUGAUGCAGUUAAUUAAAUUUGCAAUACAAAUUAUUUUCCCAGAAAAAAUUGAUAAUUUUCAGGAUACCUGUAAUUUUUGUCUGUAUGCGUACUUCAGCAGUGUGUAGUAAUGCCUUGUGAAAAACCUUCACCAUCCCUCAUACUGAGAAUUUGGUUUACAGGCCUUACAGAAGCAGGGUGAAUUUGACAACGCUAGAGAUAAGUUCAAGAAAGCACAGUAUUAUGAACCCAACAACAAAGCAAUAAAAGAUGCCCUUAUUGAACUGGACAGGUAUGUGGACUGCAACUUUAUUUCUAAGGAGUCUUAGUAAAAUUUUACAGGCAUACACAUAGGCAUUCUAUGCUGAGGACGUGAACUUUUGUUUAAUCCUUUAUGUCUUAACAUCAGUAUUCACACCUGAUAUUCUCUAUACUGUUUGUUAUACAUUUCCCACGGGACUGACAAGGAGAAUUUACUUCACAAUCAGGGGCUUCCAAAAUUGGUGAUUAUUUUCUGUUUUCUUGUCACCUUUACAUUUGAUUUAAGGGUGAUACUGUAAGGAGAAAUUAGAAGCCAAUCACUCUCAGGGGUUCAAGGAUUAAAAAAAACCCCCUUCCAAUAUUGAUAUUGAUCUGCAACAAAGUAUUUUUCAUUUGAGAUGGUAUGGAACUUUUUUAUCAUCAAAUGUAGGAAAGUGAGUCAAUUCAAAUCCCUUGAAAAGCAGACCUUUGCACGAAUGUUUGCUCCUGCUAAGAAAGGUAUGUAGCAAAUAGCGAUUACUUUAAAAGACACUGUUUUGCUGAGUCCGUGAGAAAAGGGAACUGUCAAGAUAAAAUAAACAACAUUUAAAUUUGUUACCUCUUUAUCAGAUAGACAGAUGUUUGACCCUUUGCAUGCUGACAUCAGCACAAAUAAUCUCCAUAUUGUUCUCUUUACAUUUCCUAAGGUAGUGACCAGGAGAAUUUGUUUAACAAUCAAGAACUUCUUUGUUAGUGAUAAUUUCCUUUACUCUCACAAUGUUAACGUGUGGUUUGGGGGGUGAUAAGAUACAAUGGUAAUAGGACUGAGUGGAGUCCAAUUUGGUCUGUAAUCAUACAUUCAAGUGAUUAAAAAAAUUCGAUGAGCAUGAAGUGGGAGUCCGAUUUGUUAAUUACGAGUAUGAUUACAGACAGAAUUGGAUGACAGUCCAAUUAAUUAUAACCAUUUCAAUUUCCAUUGUCUUCAGUGGAGACUGUCUUUUGUUUAAAGUUCCUUUAUUUUAGAAAUCCCCCAGUUUUUCUUUGGAUAAGAGGUUGUUGCUAUGGUUAUUUUGAUCAUUUCUGUGAUUAGUGGAUUAGCUGAGUGGACUUAGUAUGAUUGGCUGCUUCAACUGUCCAAUUAUAGGUGUCCGAUUACAGCCACCUGUCUGAUUACACUGUCCUAUUACAACUGUACAGAAUGAUUUGUGAAAAAUGAAGCUGCAAAUGCACCAAUAAUAUUUGAGGAAUUUGUAAUGGUUAUGAUUAAAGGAGAAAUUAGAUGCUGAACUCUCUUUGGAGUCAACCAUACCAAAAUGUUCCUUUUAUUUACUCAGAACAAGGUAAGGAUGAAAAAUCUGUACAGGCACCUGUAGACCUUGAAGCAGGAAAAAAGGAAGUGCUUGUUAAACAAUUAAGGUGAGGCAUCAUACCCCUUGGCCCUUUCAUUUGUAAAUUAUUCCUUUAUGGCAAGAUGAAUGGAAUUUAAUUUUCUUUUUUUUUUCCCUUUCUUUUCAUUCAUUUUGUGCUGCGCAGGGAGUUUAAAGAGGAGGAUGGCACUAAAGAAAUCUUUUUCCCUACAACAUUAACUCAGCAUGAAAGAGCUUACAUUAAACAGACAGCUCAAGAGUUGGGCCUUAAAGUAGAAGGCAAAGAGGUAUAUAAUGUUUCAUCAAGUUUUAGUUAGUAGCCUUUCUUAACACUUUAAACCCCAACAUCAGUAUACAUAUUCUCCAUACAGUUCUCUAUACAUUUCUUAUGGGCUGAUAAGGAGAAUUUGUUCAACAAUCAAAAGAAUCUGCAGUUGGUGAUCAUUUCCUUUAUUCUCAUGACCCUGAUGUGUGAUUCAGGGGUGAUAUUAUAAGGAAUUAGAUGCUGGUCAGCAGGGUUUUUAACAGCUUUGAAAUGAGAUUUUUUGUCUUUGUCAUUUUGUCAUGAGAUGUUAAGAAUGUGUUGUUUUACAAUACAUAAAUAGGAGGGUUUGAAUGUGGAUUAUAAAAGGCUUAGCUUUUUCAGCAAAGAAUUCUCAAGUAAGUUCUUUUUAACUGUAUGUGUAAAGCUAAUACCAACAUCUUUUUUCUGCCUUGUAGGGUACAAACAAAGAACUGAGGGUUACAAAAGACUAGUGGCAAGGAAUCUCUGAGUUGAAGUUUUGUUUGGUCAGAGCUCAGUGACUGAUCCAGCUACAGAGCAACCAGUUGGAUUUAAUCUAAAGAUAUAUUGCUCUCUGACAAGUCUCGUUGAAGGAUCAGUGUAUUGGUUACGUAACCUAACUGUUUGCGUCGUAAAGAAAUUUGCUGUUUUCAUUGAUAGGGGGCUAUGUUGUGAGGCUCCAGUUACUUCAAUCUUAAAAUCCGACCAAUCAGGUAAUUCCAUGUAGCUGUGAGUUAUUCCAUAGUUACUCAGUGGUGGGAUGGGUGUUUCAUCCCAGUAACACCAACCUGAUGAAUUUAUGUCUUCAUUACUCUCUUUGUUGGAUUAUUUAUUGAUAUGUUGGGAGGAGUUACUUGAAUGUUUAACUCUUAAGUGUGCAGCACAUUUGAAAUAUUUGAGAUGAGUGUUUUCACCUCCUAAAGCUUAGUCUGCUGGGCAAAAGUGUAUCUUAAAUUGAAUGAAACUUUGCCAUGGAUAUUUAUUUUGUUAUUUCCAAUUAUAUCUGGGAACACCAAUUAACUUGAAAAUAUCACAUUUAUUACCUAAUACAGAGAAAUUUUCAGUUGAGUGUCAAAAAGAAAAUCCAUGAUAGCUUUGGUUAACCCUUUACACCCUAACAUCAAUAUGGACAUUCUCCAUACUGUUUUCUAUACAUUUCCUAAGGUGCUGACAAGGAGAGUUUGUUUAUCAAUCAAGAUAAUAUUUAGUUUGUGAUCAUUUCCUUUAUUCUCAAGACCUUACUGUGUGAUGCAGGGGUUAUAUUGUUGGGAGAAAUUUGAUGCUGGUCACUCUCAGUUAAAGGGUUAAGCUUUCCUUCACUCUGUGAUUGGUCCAGAAAGCUUGUGCUAUCCUCUUAACCAAUCAGAUGCAAACCUAUGAAACAAUUGUGACUUGAACGCCCGCGUUUUCCCGCGCCUUAAGGCGUUUGCAUGUUUUCACUGCUAGUCCUCAUUGGCUACUGGCGAUGUUAACCUUUGGUCUCGUUGGUCGCUCUGACGACUUUGGUUUUGGUUUUUUUUUUAACACCUAAUUGAAAACUUCUACAAUGUAUAUAGAUUGUUGUUGUUGUUCAGUCUCGUAAUAUAAUGGGUUAGGGAGCACAUUGUGUGCGCCGGACAACAGCUGUGAAGGAGAAUUAUGUAUAGAAUGUACGAGGUUGUAAAAAUGUAACACGGAUAAAGGGAAUUUGAUUUUUACAAUUUUCUGAUUAGAUUCCUAAUUAAGCAAAUUGAUUUAGCUCCCCUAUGUUGGAGAUGGUAUCUUCCUAAUCAAGAUGAAUGAUUAAGUUACUUUUGACUAUUACCAAUUGUAUAGUAUUUGGGAAUAAAACAAUGGAUGAAGUUCUCUAGAGUAGUUUCAGAGGACAUAUUGAAUUAUAUCCUGACACUGUCUGAAGGAGAGCCCCAAUGGCCUAUGGGUUAAAAUGUCUGGCACCAGGCCCUAGCAAGGUCACUGUGUUCGUUUGUGUUUGUUUGUUUUUCAUGGGCGAGACACAGCUUUUACAGUGUCUCUACCCAUUCAGAAGGAUUAAUCAGUUCUGGAAAACACUGAGGUCUUCUGAGAUGCAAAGGGUUAACCUUGUGAUGGACAAGCAUCCCAUUCAGUGGCAGAUAGGAGGGAGAAACGAUGGAACCAGCAAUAUUCCUAUUCAUUGUUCGCUACUGAAACUGGGAUAAGCUCUAGCAAGAUGAGUCAUUUGGCAUCCAAAAUACAGGUGUAUCUUUACGUGCCACCUUACUUUUGUCAAAGGUAAGGUGGAGGGGGGGGUCUCCCUUAUAAUUCUUGUUCGGGGUGUGCCUCCCCAUUCUCCAACUCCUGGUCUCACAUCAGAUCAGCGCAUGCCAUUUUCCACACCCUUUUUCCGACCUGUGGCCUCAUGACUCCUUGUUCGUUUUCAGACCUUGAAUGUUUUCUACACAGAAGGAGUGUGGGAAGGGCGACAGCUCGCAAAAAUAUCAUUUCGUUUUGUUCUCAGAGAUCACAACAAUAGUUUAAUGGGAAUCUAUAUCCUCUGUGUACUUGCUUAUUCUCAAAUGCGGCAGAUGCAACAUUCUGACGCAUUGACUUUCACAAUAAUUUACGUCUAUA